UUAUCUGUUAGCUUGGAUGUUUUGAAGUUUUGUAUCUGACGUGGUGCUGUCGAGCUGUCGAAUCAGAAACUUACCUUUCCUUUACAUUAAGGAUAACCAAAACGUACGAUUUAUAUUUUCUUUAGAACACUUGAAAAAGGCAAGAAACAAAAAUGUUGGACAGUUUAUUUGACGAUGUUAAGCGAAUGAACAAGAGACAGUUUAUUUACCAAGUUCUUAGCUUUGGUAUGAUAGUAUCGUCAGCUCUUAUGAUAUGGAAGGGUUUAAUGGUCGUAACAGGCAGUGAGAGUCCUAUUGUUGUUGUGCUCUCAGGAAGUAUGGAACCUGCUUUUCAUAGAGGAGAUUUAUUGUUUCUCACUAACUAUCCCGACGAACCAGUGCGUGUCGGUGAAAUUGUAGUUUUUAAAGUGGAGGGCCGUGACAUUCCGAUUGUUCACAGAGUUUUGAAGCUUCAUGAAAAGAACAAUGGCACUGUUAAAUUUUUGACUAAAGGUGACAAUAAUAGUGUUGAUGAUCGAGGUCUAUAUGCUCAGGGUCAACUUUGGCUGACUAAGAAGGAUGUUGUUGGUCGUACUAGAGGAUUUUUACCCUAUGUUGGAAUGGUCACAAUUUAUAUGAAUGAAUAUCCUAAGUUUAAGUUUGCUGUUCUUGGCUGUUUAGCAAUUUAUGUACUAGUACAUAGAGAGUGAAGUUGUAAUUUGAUCUGACGGAGUGAAGAGUAUGUUUGUAAUAAGUAAUAUUGGACUUUCAGAUGUAUUUCCUCUUUUUUAAAUGGAGUUCUCUAGAGUGAAUAUUAUAUUUAUUUUGGUUUAAUAAA
Messenger RNA from Vanessa tameamea, 817 nucleotides. It is a transcript of the gene twr, whose product is annotated as twisted bristles roughened eye. NCBI's taxonomy places the organism in Eukaryota, Metazoa, Arthropoda, Insecta, Lepidoptera, Nymphalidae. The transcript is spliced from 4 exons. Gene Ontology annotation, cellular component: signal peptidase complex; membrane. Bases 153 to 689 code for a protein of 178 amino acids. The record is from RefSeq and is a predicted model, not a curated record. Gene Ontology annotation, molecular function: serine-type endopeptidase activity.